AGUGACUCAGUUUUACUCUGCACAUACUGAAUCAGCCACUGUUAUGGAUGAUACAGCAACGUUAAGUACAUUUCUCACAAUUUAAAUAUUAUCUAAAUUCUGGCAUCAGUAUAGGGGCAUGGGUAUGGAAUCAGAUUGCUCUUUUAGCAUUUCAGGGCUAGAAGUAGGAGGAGGCAACAUGUCUUAUAAUGUCGUUGUUUUGUUCUGUUGAGGAACUGAAGCCCAGACACAUCCCAAGACUUUCCAGGCCCCUUGUCAGGAAGGGUGACUGCUAAGUCUUAGCAGCCAGUGAGCCUGGCCUGGACCACCUUGUCCUACCAGGUUUUCCCCCUGUUCUGGAACUUGAUUUUUCCUGGGGGUUGAAGGAGAGCUUGAAAUUUGGUUCUGGAAGGACAAUGAUUUUGAGAGUCCAAGUUUCAGGAGACAGCUUGGAAAGAUGAGCAGACCUAUCUCCAGGUAACCAACCAAGGAGGCUACAAUAUGUAAAUGAGCUGUGGCUUUCCUCCUGGUUGGCUGACAGGGCCUUGAUGUCACAAUAAGUAGGGUCCUUCCACUCCCGAUGAUUGUGCCUCUAGUCAAAAGAACUCAAUGACCUGGUGGGUCUCUUAGCUCCCUCCCUUGGUCCAACAAGGAAGUGAGAGGAUGGAGCCCCUCUAUCAGACUGGAUCCAUUCUCAUGAAGGUGAAUACCUUACAAGGGAAGAAGAUGGUGGAGACUGGCCUCCAGUCUGGAGACUUUUCCCUCUCCCAGUCGUGGCCUUCUUCCCUCCCACCCCCGGCUGACCUAGAGAUCUUGCAGCAGAAGGUGGCUGGGGUGCAACGGGAGCUGGAGGACUUUAAGAAGGAGGCGUUGAAGUCCAUUCACUACCUGGAAGAUGCUUUCUGCCAGAUGAAUGGCGCCCUGGUUCAGCAAGAGGAGCAGGCGGCCCGCGUGAAGCAGCGGCUAAGGGAGGAGGAGGACCGCGGCAUCGUGAGGAACAAGGUGCUCACCUUCCUGCUGCCUCGUGAGAAGCAGCUCCGGGAGCACUGCAGGCGGCUGGAAUGCAUGCUGCUGAGCCGGGGCCGUGACGCUCUGGCAUCGCCAGGAAGAACCAGGCAGACUAAGUCCUAGGCGUACCAAGUGGAAGAUAUUUUCAAGUGGAAAGAAAUUCUAAGCCCUACUCUCUUGCUUCCCUUUCCCCAUUUAUAUGGCUUUCUUUCUACCAAAAUAACACCUUGCUGAGAGGUAAAAAGACCUCAUCAUGGGGUUUUUUUGGGGGAUGUGUGAAGUUCCAUAUAUCCAGCUUCCUCAGGAAGCAGGCACCCCAGUACUAACUCAGACCCUUGUACAUUUACCUCAAACUCUUUCCUGUUCGUGAUGGUAAUGUUGCCCGGAUGUACAGCACUUUUGUGUGUGUGUAUUCUUAAAUGGAUUGUUUUGAACAGCUCUACCUUUCCUUUAAUGA
Chinchilla lanigera (long-tailed chinchilla) is the source of this 1444-nucleotide messenger RNA. It is a transcript of the gene Ccdc182, whose product is annotated as coiled-coil domain containing 182. The transcript has a single exon. Lineage: Eukaryota; Metazoa; Chordata; Mammalia; Rodentia; Chinchillidae. The record is from RefSeq and is a predicted model, not a curated record. The coding region runs from base 643 to 1110 and encodes 155 amino acids.